Messenger RNA from Ylistrum balloti, 2156 nucleotides. Its product is annotated as tRNA (guanine-N(7)-)-methyltransferase non-catalytic subunit wdr4-like. The transcript is spliced from 11 exons. Gene Ontology annotation, biological process: RNA (guanine-N7)-methylation. NCBI's taxonomy places the organism in Eukaryota, Metazoa, Mollusca, Bivalvia, Pectinida, Pectinidae. The record is from RefSeq and is a predicted model, not a curated record. The coding region runs from base 4 to 1191 and encodes 395 amino acids. Gene Ontology annotation, molecular function: tRNA (guanine(46)-N7)-methyltransferase activity; protein binding. Gene Ontology annotation, cellular component: tRNA methyltransferase complex; nucleus; cytosol.
AGUAUGGCCUCCAUGAGACAUUUUCCACGUGGGUUAGCGUGUAGCAGUGGCAAAAAGCUGGCAAUAUUUGAAUAUAGUGAAAGGGAUGGUGUGACCAAGAAAGAAAUAGAACUACAAGGUUCAUCAGAGAUCAGUUCAGCUGACAUCAAACCUGAGGAUGAAGAUGCAAUUGAGAAGAAAGCGCCUUCCAAAAAUGAGGAGCAUAUCUUGGCUACAAGCAUCUCCCCUUCAGGCCGGUACCUGGCUGUAUGUGACAACGUAAAACAGCUCCAUCUAUAUGACGCCAAGACUGAAUGGACCCGCCACAGCAGAAGAGAACUUCCCCGUCGUUGUACAGCUGUGACCUUUACCAAUGAUGACCUUCACGUUCUUGUCGCAGACAAAACAGGGGAUGUGUACCGAUACAGAGUAGGGAAUGGGGAAACAGAGGAAAACUCGAAGUCUGAAGAGGAUAACAAAGGGGCACAACUCAUGCUUGGUCACCUCUCGAUGUUGCUGGAUGUGGUACUGACCAAAGAUGACCAGUACAUUGUGACCUGUGAUCGAGAUGAGAAGAUUCGGGUCAGCCAUUAUCCAAACUGUUACAACAUCCAUACCUUCUGUCUGGGGCAUAGAGGGUAUGUUACCAGUCUGGUGUAUAUAAAAGAAAGCAAUCUGCUGAUAUCUGGAGGUGAGCAUGGUUACUGGAGAUUGUCUCCCCAUCCAGUCACUAACCAUGAUAAUGGUGUUGUGGCAGCCAUUUGUUACGGGUGCAGUCAAGUGUAUGUGUUCCAGCUAGUUUGUUCUGCGUCAGGGGUUUCACUGACUGGCCCUGUAAUCAUAACAACAGAGAUGGAACCCUGGGAUAUCUGUUUUGAUUUUGACCACCAACUGUGGGUUCUCCAGCCCAAUGAAGACAUCUGUGCCAAGGUGUAUGAAUGGAGCAAGGAUGAUAAUAUGAUGAAGAUCGUAAACACAGGAGACAAGACAUCCAGUGUAGGUCUUCUGCUGGAGGCCAUCAACUCUAACUGGCAAUUCUUCAAAGAGUCUGUAGGAGUAACCACACACUUACCCGAGGGUUUGAAGAAGGUUAAAGUCGACAAUAUGAAAGACUACCUGGAGAAAAAACAAGAACGUGUCAGUGGUGUCAAAAGAAAAACCGACCAAUCAGAAUCUAAAGACUCUAUGGAAAAAUGUUCAAAAAACAGCUGAUAAACACGAACAAAUAAAGGUCAAAAUUUAACACACAGAAAUAGUUGUCAUGAAUUUUGCCUACUGAGGUUCAGUAGAUUGAACAAUACGAAGGAUAGAAUGAAAUGACCACACCUUACAGUGUACAUGGUGUCCAGGCUAGGAUACUGUGACCUAAUUAAUUAGAGGCUGAGUACAGGACAUGAUGUGUUCACACCUGUGACAGUCUUAGUAAUAUACGUCAAUCUGGACAUCUACAGCUGUCAGCUUACAGGUUAUCUUACUAGUGGUAUAAAAAAAGGCUUCACAUGUUGUUAGGAUCUUCAAUAGUCUCUAUAUAUCUAACUGAUACAGGGUAUUAUUUACCUGGUAGAAAAUAAACAUGAAGGUGUCCUGUGUUGUACACAGAAUUUUUAUUCUUCUCUUUGAAAGUUGUGGUUGAAUUAACUGAAGUUUAGCAAGCUGUUACAAAAUCUUUAAUUAACUCUGUUUCAAGCAUGAAGUCUGGCUACAUUAUUGUAAAGACUAUUAUUUUUGACAUGUAAUUUGUUUGCCAUUUUACAAAAAACUUUAAACAGACUUUUAGGGCAUGAAAUGAGCUGUGGUUUUCACUGCUACAGGUUGUUUUAUUUCAAAGUAGUGUCUAUUUUUCGCAGUUUUAUUCCAUUCUUGAAAGUUGCGAAAAAUAAAACAAUUAAAAAUAAUAACCAUUACUUUAUUUUUCUAUUUCAUUCAAAAUUCAAGACAAAUUUCAUAAAAUUUCAUAUGGAAUGAAAACUCAUUUGAAAUCCCAUAUAUAUGAAAUUGAAUUCAUAAUUGAAACUUAACCUAUGAAUAUUGAGCUGCUUUGUUAGCAUAAAGAAACAAGGGUCAAUGUCCUACACAGUAAAAAUGCCAUGUCCCAGACCUGAUCAGCGUAAACCACAAUGUUUUUUCUAAAGAGGUUGCUUUGUUCAAUUAUAAAGAAAAUUCUACGUAGAUUUGUC